Poeciliopsis prolifica (blackstripe livebearer) is the source of this 918-nucleotide messenger RNA. RefSeq names its product fatty acid-binding protein, brain-like. Gene Ontology annotation, cellular component: nucleus; cytosol. Lineage: Eukaryota; Metazoa; Chordata; Actinopteri; Cyprinodontiformes; Poeciliidae. The transcript has 4 exons. The record is from RefSeq and is a predicted model, not a curated record. Bases 106 to 504 code for a protein of 132 amino acids. Gene Ontology annotation, molecular function: fatty acid binding. Gene Ontology annotation, biological process: fatty acid transport.
CCGCCCCUCACCCGCCGGCAUUAACUUGGGCGCUUCACGGGAUGCGGAGUUUGCUCAGAAGAGAGAAGGUUAGUCAGUUUUACGGGACUGAUUACAUCUGCAAAAAUGCUCGAGGAUUUCUGCGCAACAUGGAAACUGGUGGAGAGUCGGAACUUUGACGACUACAUGAAGGCUCUAGGGGUUCCUUUUGCCACAAGAAAAGUGGGCAAUGUCACCAAACCGUCAAUAUUAAUCAGCGUGGACGGGGACAGAGUGGUGGUUAAAACCCAGAGCAAAUUCAGGGUCACGGAAAUCUCAGGCAAACUCGGAGAGGAGUUUGACGAGACCACACUUGACGACCGACAUGUUAAGUCCACCUUCACCGUGGAGGGAGACAAAUUUGUGCAUACACAGAGGUGGGACGGGAAAGAGACCAAACUGAUUCGAGAAAUCAGGAAUGGAAAGAUGGUGAUGACGUUGACAUUUCAGGGAGUCACAGCAAUCCGCACAUAUGAGAAGGACUAAAGUUUAAGGAAGGAGGACACCAUCUAUCCCAGCACAGUAAACCAUCAACAAGAGCUUCUACUUUUUACCUAAAAUAAAAAAUGUUUUUUUUGUUGUUUUUUUUUUUUUAAUAUUUCAAAUAAUGAUUUGCACUUGACUUCUUUUCAUUACAUAAACAGAUCCUUUUGUAUUCAUGGGGAUGCGUGAUAACCUAUAGUCUAUUAUCACUGCAUUAAAACCAAUAGACUGGAACAACAACAGCUGGAGCGAUACAAUUCCACACUCUGAAAAACAAGACUGGUCACAGUAUUACAAUUUCUGAUAUAUAACUUUCUAUAUCCUGAUCCUCGAGACGUUCCCUGUCCCAUUAUUUUGUGAUCCUGUGUAAGAUACUUGGAUAAUGAUCAAGGGCCUAAACUAUUUCUGACUCAUGUA